Papilio polytes (common Mormon) is the source of this 4040-nucleotide messenger RNA. It is a transcript of the gene Lrch, whose product is annotated as leucine-rich repeat and calponin homology domain-containing protein 1-like. Bases 8 to 2722 code for a protein of 904 amino acids. The transcript is spliced from 10 exons. Lineage: Eukaryota; Metazoa; Arthropoda; Insecta; Lepidoptera; Papilionidae. Gene Ontology annotation, molecular function: protein binding. The record is from RefSeq and is a predicted model, not a curated record.
UUUAAAAAUGUCAGUUUCGUUUCAGUUCAAAAAGAAUAUGGCCGUGUUGCGGCCAAGUGUGAAUGUAAAUAUGAAUGGUCACAAUAAUAUUCAUAGUCAGUUAACGAAAUCUUUAGAAAGGAUUCUUGAAGAUGCUUACUUAAGUGGUGAAUUAAAGUUGAGUGGGCGGAAGUUAAGAGAGUUUCCUAAACCAGUGAAAUUUGACUUGAGUGAUACAGUUGUGGCCGAUUUGUCUAAGAAUAGAUUUAGUGACGUGCCUGAUGAAGUGACGACGUAUGUGUAUUUAGAGAAGUUAUUGCUAUCACAAAAUGUAAUCAGAAGUGUACCGGAGACUGUUGGUGGACUUCAAUCACUAACAUAUCUUGAUCUCAGUUCAAAUCAAUUAACGGAGUUGCCGAGAGAAGUAUGUCAGAUGCCACUUCAAGUCCUUCUCGUGCCGGACAAUUUGCUGGCGACGCUGCCCAAGGAGAUCGGCAAGAUGACCUCUCUGGCGGAGCUGGAUGCCUCAAACAACAGGCUGACGCAGGUGCCGAUGACCCUCGGGGACUGCGCCGGCCUCCGGGCUCUCGACCUUAGCAAUAACCAGCUGGGUUUGCUGCCUUUACAGAUCACGUACUUAAGGCUGGAACACCUGGACGUGAGCUGUAACUGCAUAUCCUCGCUGCCGCUGGAACUGCGCAAUAUGAACACGCUCGUCACCCUCAACCUUGACAACAACCCGCUAGUCUCACCCCCCACCACUGUAUGUAUGCGCGGGCGCGUGCAUAUAUUCAAAUAUCUAGAAAACCUGUCGAACAAAGACUCAUUGCCGUCGCACAGGCGGAUCGAUGAGACGAGACGUUCGGCCAAACAUACUUCGUAUAUCAGCUCGCCGCAGACCGCGCAGAUCACAUCCGGCAAUGCUACCAUAGAUUGCUUGCGACACAAGCCACGGCACGUCAUCGACAAAUCUAGACCGUUUUCACCGGCAUUACCAUUCCCUUCGUCACAUUUACUCCGACCCUCUUUUAUAUUAACCCCCGGUGUUGUCCCUUUCAGCCUCCGUAUAUCACCCGAAGGGAACAUUUCAAACGGCGACGAUAAGAGUAAAUUAGCACAUCAGCAAACGUACAGACAAUACAAAGAAGCCCUAAGACAGCAACGCCAGCAAGACAUCUACCGGCCCCGCACAGAGCAACCCUCCCCCGAACUGGACUCCUCCCCGCACUCGCAGAGCCAGAGUCCCGUCCACUUCCAGCGAUCCUCCGCCCCGCAUUCCCCUGUCAACGGCUACAGUAACGUAUCCCCUAACCUGUACAACCGCUCUUUAUCCUCCAACUCCACAACAUCCUCAACACCAAACACUUCACAAGUACCAAACUCCCCAUUACUCCACUCGACUCCGCGGAGAUACCAAAAUCAGAACGGAAACAGCGAAAAAACAGAAGAAACCAACAAGAGACCAGUACAAAAAGUAGUCCCGUCUAGAAAUGUUAACAAAAUGUACACAUCUGUGAAUGGGAACGUGGACUACGCACGCGUCAACGGACAGACAGACACUUAUAUAAAACCAACAUCACCGACAAAAUCGCCCACGAAUACUUUAGGAUAUAAUAGUAUAGGCACAAAAUCUAAUAUACCGAGGCAGACUGGUGGGGGGGAGGGGGCCAGACUGCUCACGACGACUGUAUCGUACUUGAAAGGUGCGGCGCCCAAGCCGGCCUCUAAGAUGGCCUGGAAUAAGGACGCGCCGCUCGACAAGCUCAGCUUCACCAUGAAGAGGGAGUUUGACAAGCAGAAGGAGGAGAGCGAACUUCUCGACCAGCUGAGGACGAUAAUAGAGUCCCGUCUGAAGAUGUCUCUGCCGGAGCAGCUGCCGGCGGUGCUGGCGGACGGCGUGGUGCUGUGCCACCUCGCCAACCACGUGCGGCCGCGCGCCGUCGCCUCCGUGCACGUGCCCUCCCCUGCACAGCCUAAACUAACAAUGGCGCGGUGUAGAAGGAACGUCGACAAUUUCUUGGAGGCGUGUCGGAAGAUUGGAGUUGAAGAGGAGCUCAUCUGUUCGCCCGCAGACAUAUUGGGGGUGGGCAGUGCGGGGCUGGGGGUGCAGGGGGCGCGGGGGGUCAGUGUGCGCCCGCUCGCCUGCACCGUCGCCGCCCUCACACACGCCACACCGCACUCCGCAACUGAUAUACAAACCGACCCCCAAAACGCUAACGAUAUCGAAGAUACAGACCCCCAAACACCAGAUACUAUCGAAGUCCACCAAAGGAACAGAUAUGAAGAAGAUAGAUGCAUAAGUAAUUUUAACUUUAUAGACUACGCGAAUAAUACAAUAGAUGAAUCGGAAGAAUUCCAUUUGAAUUACGAAAAUAAUAAUGAAAAUAACCAUAAUGACGGAUACUCGCCCGUUUACGACGGUGUAAGGAAUAGAGGACCUUAUUACGUAAAUAAUAGGAUACAAUUUGUGACACCGUUUUGCAAAGGCAGUGGAGUACUCCAGAGUGAAAACUUGGAAAUUUACGACACGGAUGAAGUUGAUUUUCCAGUGGAAAUUAUCGAAAAUCAAGAAGGAAGGUAUGAUAGAGAUAAAUUAAAUCUAGAUUUGCAGAAUAAUAUAAACAGCGAAAUGAUGCCGUACGUAGAAACGGAGAAGGAAAGAGAACAUAGGAUAUUGGUCACUUGGUUAUGUCUCGGUACAUUCUUCGUGUCAGCCAUUCUACUUAUAAUAUUUCCAUUGUAAUUUUUGUAACGAAAUUAAGCUCCCACACUACUUGUAUUCAGUAAAGUUGUACUAUCAAGGAAUUUGACGGUGUACGAAUUUCGAAACAAUGACCAAAAGAACGCAGCUUUUAAAUUUGUACGAAAGAAACAGUGGUACAGCUAAGUGUUUGUUUUUUAUUAUUCCGUCACUUGCACAGCUCACAGCUGUCUAAUUGAUUUUUUUUUUUGUAAGAGACGGAGUUUGUCUUGUUGAGAGGAACAAGGCAAAUUUUCUGAUUUGGUAGCACUGCAAAGUGCCCUGAUUGUACUUUAUUACAAAAUUUUCAAUAUCUCGAUUUUUUUUUAUUAAGUUGUGUUGUUUAUUAAGUGUGGGAGCUUAUUUAUUGCAUUUGACUUAAUAAAGUGUUGCCUUACUCCAGUGAACUGUGAUUACGGUCUGAAAUGUAAUUUUGAGGCCGAUGUUAGUGUUUUACGAAUUGAAUUUUUUUGGAUGGAGACUGAGUUGAGGAAUUUGAUUUUAAACGGGAAGGGUAGACAACUAAUCAAUUUAAUUUAGUUAUAUGGGUUAUAUUUUCUUUUAUUAAUUUGGGUUGUUAUUAAUAUUGGUAUAGAUUUUUAAGCUAUGUGGUAACUUAAAAAUGAUUUUGAUUGGCUAUGAAAUGCGUUGUAUGAAAAGAUUUGUUUUUUCUUGUCCAAGGAUCUCAGGAUUGUUUUGUUUUUUGGGAAUUUUCUUUUAUAAGUUUAUUGUUUAUGUAAAUGUAUAUUAAGAUUUGUAAAUUAUUUAAAUGAUGUAAUUUUUUGAGUAGUACCUUUUGCAAUGUUUACUUCCAAUGUAGAAUGCUUUGCUUUUAAUAUUUAUUCACUGCCCGGAUCUUUUGAUCCUAACCUAAGACUGUAGGGUUUCCCUUUUUUAUAAUAAUUGAAAAAGUUACUAAGAAAAAAAAUGUUGGGUAGUUUAAAAAUACACGCACAUUACCUCACAAGGCCAUAGGAAAAUUCAAGAUUUUGGACUUUAAAAUCAAUGUUUGUAUCAUCGGUUUUUAAUCAUUAUUAUUAUUAAUAAUAAUAACAAUUAUUAUAUUAUUAAUAAUAAUGAUUUUCCUAUAGUAAUCUUUUCCAUGGCCCUUUUAUUAACUGAGUACAACUUUCUGAACUUUGGUGCGAAAUGUUCAAGAUAUAACUUAUAUAAUAUUGGGAUAUGUAGCUUAGCGAUUGUAGUUCUGUUUUCUUAUAUAAUAAGAAUAUGCCUUAAAUCAUAUCGUUAUUGUAUUAAUAAUGCAAAACAAAUUACAACAUUACAAAUAAACGCAGUAUAAAGUUAAACUUAGGAAUAAACU